Messenger RNA from Symbiodinium sp. CCMP2592, 1485 nucleotides. The record is from the annotation of a GenBank genome assembly. NCBI's taxonomy places the organism in Eukaryota, Dinophyceae, Suessiales, Symbiodiniaceae.
AUGUGCAGAGGUCAUAAGUCUAAAGAGACUGCGACACAGGCGCGCCCGCACUGCCCGGAAGAGGACCGGUGCCUCACAGGCCCGCUAGCCCCGACCCCGGCCCACAGCCAGAAGACUCGCAAGGAGACGUGGGAGGAGAACCUGGCCCUCAGGAGGCAGCUGGCAGACGUCCAUCAUCAGCUGCGGAAUCUAAAGGAGAACUACACGGAGGAGCUCUCCUUCUGGAGGAGGCGGGCGCUGGAGCUGCAGCUGGAACUCACGGCGGAAAGGCGUACCCACGGAGGCGACAAGUCCAAUGGAGACCUUUCGCAGCUCGAGCCCAUGCCGCCCGCGGCGGAGGAUUCGCAACUUCGCCAGGCGCAGCAGCAAGUGGCCAAGCAGCUGGAGGAGCUGAAGGCCAGCAAAGAGGAGGCGGAAGCGAGACUGGCGCAGAGCGAGCUCUUGUCGGAGCAACUGCGGGACCAAGCCUCUCAACAGGCAGUGGAGCUCCUGACGCGGGAAGGCUUGGAGCCGGCGGAGACCUUCGCGCCCAAUCCUUAUAUCAAUGCAAAAAGCGCAGAGCAGCAGAGCUAUGCGCACGGCUGGCGCAUGGCUGUUGCGGAAACGGUCAUCACGUGCUCUUUGCCCUACUUGCCGGAGGAUGCAGACUUCCAGGAGGGCUGGAACACGUCGGAUUGCGGCUUGGUGCUCGGCUUUGCAGCCCUUGCCGCAGCGUUGGGCUACGGGGUCCACGGUCCGCUGAUCGACCGCUUCGGGGUCGUCUUUGGCCUUUCUGUCGCUCUGGGAGGCUGCAGCUUGGGCGUGGCCUUGUUGGCCACGGCUGAGACGCAGGCUGCCUUCGUCUUGGGCAGCAUCCUCGUGCGCUUCUCCUACGCUGCUGGCUGGCCCGCGGAAAUGAAGGCGCUGAAGCUGCUGGUGCCAGAGGAGUACCAGGGCAUGGCGGUGUCGGCGCUGGGCUUUGCCUCCCGCGGUGGGGCCAUCCUUGGCCGUGGCUUCUUCGGAGUUUUGCUGCGAAGCUUUACCUGGAGGCAGAUCGCCUGGCAGGCUGCGCAGCUCCUCUUCGUUGCCGGAGGAAUCGCAGUGCUCGUGAUGCGAGGGCUCCUGACUUCGGCGAGCAAGGCACCAGAGGCCAGAAGCCAGAGUCGAGCAAUCAGAGAUAUCUUGAAGGAGCCAUCGGUAUGGCUGGUGACGGGAGCCUUUGCCUUCCUCUGCCAUGUGCAGCACGCCGACGACUUCAUGCCCCUCCUCUUCCAGGGGCUUACGAAGUCCAAGAGCGUCGUCUUGUCCUGCGUUUAUCCAGGAGCCCGGAUCUUUCUGCCGGCUGCCUGUCUUCCUGAAUGUAAUGAAGCAAGCAAGGCUUGCAAAGAUAGAGGAGAGCACGCAAGGCGAAAGCCAGCAAAUUGGCCCUCAUCGCAGAGGAGCUUAGCAAAUGACACAGCACUUCUUGCGUCUAGCUCCAGGCUUGCUUCUGUUGCUGCUACAUGA